AUGGCCAAGAAAAAGAACAGCAGUCAUCAAGAAUCUCUUGAAGAUGCUGCUACGAGGCUCAAGAAAGAAAAAUGGGCAAGAAUACAUGCCGAAGCUAGGCAGCAAAUUGUAGAAAGACGUAUUUUGGCCGCCGAGGAAAUGGCAGCAAAUACGUUUAGCAAUAUUUCAAUGUUUAAAAAGCCUACUAGUUCUUCUAAAUCACAGCGUACAGAAUUGCACUUCCUAUUAUCAAAAGCAGCUGCUACAGGCCUUGUCGACACUUUUGGCCUAUUACCCAUCGAAGUCAAGCUUCAUAUGUUCAAUGAAUGA
Botrytis porri is the source of this 309-nucleotide messenger RNA. RefSeq lists its product as uncharacterized. The coding region runs from base 1 to 309 and encodes 102 amino acids. The transcript is spliced from 2 exons. Lineage: Eukaryota; Fungi; Ascomycota; Leotiomycetes; Helotiales; Sclerotiniaceae. The record is from RefSeq and is a predicted model, not a curated record.